UAUAAUUUACGCAAAUGCAAUUGUUAUUUUCGAACAAAAAACUUAAGGUAAAUUUUGCUUUUUUAAACUCUUAUUUGCUGAAGCUUCCGGAACCUUUUAUAUCAUAAUUCGACAUCGAAGUCUGUUGAUUAAGCUUGUUAAAUGCAAAUUAAUUAAAUUGCAAGAGCAAUUUAAUUAAACUUUCUCAAAUCGAAAAGCGAGAAUCGAAUGCAGAUAGACAUCUGCGUUAAUUUCUUUCGCGACACCCUGUGCAGGUGGCGUUACUCGUGUGUGUGUGUGUGAGAUGUGAAUAUGUGUGCGUGCGAGUGUAUGCGCACGGUACGUGCAUGAUAUGGCUCUCAGCUGUAUACGGAGUGGAGACGUGAUAGCCGUUGUUGUUUAAUACAACGGAUCGAAUAACGAUAAGUCCAAGUUUACAAUCUAUGUGCCGACAAUCCUCUUUGUGUGGAGCCGCCGCAUCUGUCUCUCUCGAGCAGAUCGAAUGAAAAUACUCGGCUUCGUAGAACGUGAGGAAAAAUGGAUGACGAGAACGCAGGCUGCCCGUACGAUAGCGAGGAGGAGGAGGAGGAAGAGGACGAGGACGCGCAACUGUCACUGCAGCAUCUUCCAGUCGAGAUUUUCUUGCAUAUAUGCUCCUUCCUGGAGGCAUCGACCCUGGUGCACGCUUUGAGCCUAGUGUGCAAGCAGUUCUACCUGAUUCUGAAGGAUGACUCGCUGUGGAAAGCGCGAAUCAACCAUAUAUGGCCGGAUGCCAGCUACCCGCUGUUGCGUCCUGCGAGGCCGGACAAGCUGUUUUGGAAAUUGUCAUGCGUCGCGAUCGAGAAGCAAACGGCGUUAUGGAGAUAUCAGAAUUCCACGGAGAAACUGAUAAUUGCAAAUGCACAGUACAGCACAAUCGAUGCUCUAUUACUGAUGCACAAUGGAACCACGUGCAUCGCAGGCGCAAGAGAUCGCACCCUGGUUUAUUGGAAACUUCCCUCGCACGAGAAGCUACCCUCUCACGAGAUCGGCAACUCCGUCUGCAUAGAUUCCGCGCAUAACGGAUGGAUCUGGGACCUGACCGCGAUAGAUAAUACGAUCUACAGUUGCAGUUGGGAUCAGAGCGUCAAGUCGUGGAUGCUCAUGAGCACCGGCCUCGUCCAGCAGAGAACCUACGAAAUGAGUGUACCGGGUGCGUUGCUGUGCGUGUCGUCGUGUCCAGAACAGUCUCUCUUCGCGACCGGCUCGUACAGCAGAACCAUAUUCGUGUUCGAUUCAAGAUCGGGACACAAGCCGAUCAGGCAGUAUCGACCACACAACGGGGCUGUGAUUAAGCUGGCCAUGAACUCGGAAUACAUUUUGUCCGCCAGCGAGGACAAAACGGUGUCGGUUUGGGAUCAGAGGGCUGGACGCACCAUGAAGUCUAUUACGAUUUCAGGUGAAGCAUUUCCCAUGUGUAUGAGCAUGCAACGGGAUUGGGUUUGCGUCGGGGACAGCACUGCUAAGUUGCACGUGUUAAAUCCAAAGAACGAUUUUGAGCUAGUGAAAUCUUAUUCCACUGAACAUACGAAAGGGAUAACGGGGGUACAUUUGACGCAUGGAUGCCUGAUAACAAGCUCCACGGACGGCACUGUCAGAAUUUCAAGCCCUACGGAUCCGCCAAAGCCCAUUACUACUUUGAUUUCGGGGUUCGGAGAAAUUGCUAGCAUGGACUAUUUGAAUGGGAUUCUCGCAAUAUCUGGUAUUGAUAUCGCGGUGUGGCGCCCGAAAUCAACGUGUUCAACGAGACAUCAAUGAACGGAGAAUUUCUAUACAUGUUCUAUAGCUAUUCUAUAGCUAUAUUGCUUUAAUAUGUAAUAUAUUCUUAGUUUUUACUAAAAUACUAUUUUAAAUCUCGACAAUGUAAUAUAUACCGUUCCGCGAAAUUAAAAUUAUAUCGUAUCGUUCUGUUGAAAAUUCGUUUUAGUAGAAGCUUCACUAACAUUGCCUACAAUUAUAAGCUAAGCUUAUAAUUAUAGCAUAUUCAUAGUGUAACCUUUUACGUCAAAAAAAGGAAAAAAAACAUAUUUUUAUAGUAUAGUUAAGUUCCACAAGCAUUUAAAUAAAUUUUAUACAUUUAUUGUACGUCAUAUUAUUGUAUUGUUGUUCGUCGUUUUACAAGUUUUCUGACGAGUGUUACAUUUUAAUAAUUUAUUUUCUUCGUAUAAACUGCAAUGUUUAAAGAAUACUCUUCGAAUACUAGACACCUGUUUAUAACAUUUAUAAACAAAAAUACAAGUCAUGUAUUCGAAUAACAAA
This is a messenger RNA of Monomorium pharaonis (pharaoh ant), 2277 nucleotides long. Its product is annotated as F-box/WD repeat-containing protein 9. Gene Ontology annotation, molecular function: protein binding. Lineage: Eukaryota; Metazoa; Arthropoda; Insecta; Hymenoptera; Formicidae. The record is from RefSeq and is a predicted model, not a curated record. Gene Ontology annotation, cellular component: preribosome, large subunit precursor. The coding region runs from base 517 to 1776 and encodes 419 amino acids. The transcript has 7 exons.